GAAAACUCGACUGUGUCUUGCUGCUCAUUCUCCUUUUCCAUCUCCUCCUAUCACACAAGCACUGUUGCAAAUCGUCAUAAGCACGCAAAUGACGGUGAAGAACAUGACAUAUCCAGACCGCAAUCUCCGCGAUUUCAACCUAAACUUGGGCGGAAUAGGCAGUCUGGUGCCUGGGCAUACAGUAGCAGCCUGGGAAGAAUGGCUUAUGAGCUUGCCCCCCAACGAUCGAUGAGAUGGAUCCAUUCUACCAUCAACAACCCUCUCUCCACUUGAAUAAAGACUACCGCGAUUAUAUAUAUAUAUAUAUAUAUAUAUUACAAUUUGGUUAUCAAUAACUACCAUGUCUUGCACCAUUACAUGCGAAGAAGUGACGGUGGGGGAUAAGGGCGCAAAGCCCCCCCCCUGGGUGUGUAUCGAGGCCAACUGGGAUCCGACAUUCCUGGAUCUCACGGCUUCCCUUGAGCAGAUGAAACUGAACGGUGAAUUAUCGUUCAAGUUGGUCGACACAUGUGCUGGUGUAGCAGAGCUUGUUGAGGCCCUCACCGACUUGCCAGUCAGCCCACCAUCCUUGUAUGUUGACUUGGAAGGGGUGAAUCUCUCGAGACACGGCACUGUGUCCAUUCUGCAGAUUUAUGUCCUCCCCCAAGACCAGUCCUAUCUGGUCGACGUUUAUACUCUUGGGGGAGAAGCCUUCUCAACAAAGGCUCCCAACGGCCGAACCCUUCGGGACAUCUUGGAAUCCCCGACCAUUCCCAAGGUGUUCUUUGAUGUGCGUAACGAUUCGGACGCACUCUACGGCAACUUCGGGGUCAAUUUGGGAGGCGUACAGGACCUCCAGCUCAUGGAACUUGCAACUCGCAGGUUCUCCAGAAGAUAUGUCAGCGGACUGGCAAAAUGCAUCGAGAGAGAUGCUAUCAUGCCAUUCGCGAAGAGACAGCUUUGGAAAGCUGCCAAAGAAAAGGGAUUGGAUUUGUAUGCUCCCCAACGUGGGGGGAGCUUUGAAGUCUUCAAUGCCCGCCCACUCUCCGACGAUCUUGCCUUGUACUGCGUGCAAGAUGUUCGGUCUUUGCCAGAUCUCUGGGAGACAUAUCACCGGAGAAUGACCCCAGCAUGGGCGGCGAUGGUUGAGAAGACGGUCAGGGAUAGGAUCGCCGAGUCACAGUCGGCGAGCUACGAAUCAAAUGGGAGCCAAAAGGCCUUGGCACCUCAAGGGUGGUUCAAGUUGCGGUGAUGGAGGAUCUGUAUAUAGCGUUGGUGUUUUGGAGUUACUGUUUUGGCCUGGUGUCUAUCUGUUGGGUAUUGCACAAAGCAUGCAUAUAUUACAGGAAUGUAGAUAAUAUAAUAAUCUCUUCGGAAUAUCAAAUGAAAGAGAUGCAAAUACUGUC
Messenger RNA from Aspergillus wentii DTO 134E9, 1385 nucleotides. RefSeq lists its product as uncharacterized. The record is from RefSeq and is a predicted model, not a curated record. Gene Ontology annotation, molecular function: 3'-5' exonuclease activity; nucleic acid binding. Gene Ontology annotation, biological process: nucleobase-containing compound metabolic process. Lineage: Eukaryota; Fungi; Ascomycota; Eurotiomycetes; Eurotiales; Aspergillaceae. Bases 341 to 1231 code for a protein of 296 amino acids. The transcript has 2 exons.